This is a messenger RNA of Naegleria fowleri, 2109 nucleotides long. RefSeq lists its product as uncharacterized. Bases 1 to 2109 code for a protein of 702 amino acids. The record is from RefSeq and is a predicted model, not a curated record. The transcript has 2 exons. NCBI's taxonomy places the organism in Eukaryota, Heterolobosea, Eutetramitea, Acrasida, Naegleriidae. Gene Ontology annotation, molecular function: ATP binding; protein kinase activity. Gene Ontology annotation, biological process: protein phosphorylation.
AUGAUCUCUUCUCACCAUCAUCAUCACCAUCAUCAUCAACAACAACAACAACCAUACACCGAAGAGCAAAAUCAUUCCAACAACAACUAUAACAACAACAGUCCAAGAAAACUCUCCCACUUUGCUUCCUCUCCCAAUCCGUCGACAUCGUCUUCAAACGCUUCCUCCCUCUCCUCUCCAUCUCCCUUGUCGUCAACUGUAAUGAUGAAUCCUCACUCUCAUCACUCUCUUCCUUCAACUCAAUAUAUUAUGAGUUCACCCCGACAACAACCACAGUAUCCUGUAAUGACCACCUCCUCUUCGUACGUGAAUUCUUCGUCGGGUAACACUGCUCCUUCCACUCUCAACACAACUGCUCAUAUGGGAAGAACAUUGAGUAGCACAAGCAUUGCAAGUGAUGAUUUGAAUGAAAUCACAUACGGACAACGUCAAAAAGCAGGCAAACAGGUCAAACAAUAUAUUUUGGGAGAAGUUCUCGGUGAAGGUGCCUUUGGUAAAGUCCGAGAGGCAAUCGAUUCAAAUACCCUCAAAAGAGUGGCCAUUAAAAUCAUCAAGAGAGACAAACUCAGGCGUAUCAAGAAUGGUGAAACUCUCCUGAAGAAUGAAAUCAACAUUAUGAGGAAACUCAAAUCACACAAGAAUAUUGUCAAAUUAAUCGAAGUCAUUCAUGUGGAUGGAGGAGCAGCCAUGGGACACAUGUCCACCUCAAUUUCCUCAUCAACAGCAAGUAGAAUGAGUAUUUCAAACAUUUUCGGGAAUCAAACCGCCGUUCCUCCAGCCACUUCAUCUGUAGAGAACAAAUCAAAUAGCACACCAUGUCAACAACCUCCAACUCCUUCCAUUGGAUCUUCUGCCCAUAGUUCUAAAAAAGCCAGAACAUACAUGGUCCUCGAGUUUGCUGGUGCAGGAAGCUUGCAACAGCUCAUGAACUCUCAACCAAAUAAUCGUUUACCAGUCAAUGAAGUUUGGCAUUAUUUUAGACAAUUAAUUGAAGGAUUAGAAUAUAUGCACAGUUUGGGAAUAAUACAUAGAGACAUCAAACCAGCAAAUUUAAUGAUCACUCCUGAUCGAGUUUUGAAAAUAAGUGAUUUUGGAACAGCCAUAGAAUUGGAUCAUUUUUCUCCGAGCGAUGAAUGUACACAGAGUUUUGGUACGCCACAUUUUCAAUCUCCACAAAUUGCAAACGGUCUCAAACAAUUUUCAGGAAAAAAGCUCGAUAUUUGGGCUUGUGGUGUCACAUUGUACGUUCUCGUUGUUGGAAAACAGCCCUUCCACGACGACGGAAAUAUUAUGAAUCUGUAUGAACAAAUUGCAGUUGGAAAGUAUGAAAUUCCUGAUUGGGUUGAACCCGAUUUAAAGGCACUCAUCAAGGGAAUGAUGACUGUCGAUGAAGAUGAAAGGUGGUCUAUCGAGCAAAUCAAGAGCUGUGAAUGGUUCAACACAACACGGUAUUUGGACAGCUUUUCAGAUAGAAAUUCGAUUGAUUCACACCACUCGAUUGGCCGUGACUCUUCCGCUUCGUCGAAACGAGACUCCUCCGGCAGUGUCAAGAUGGGUACAAGUGCUGGCUCUUCGAGAAAGAGUCUCGUCGAUCGGUGGAAAAGUUUUACCUUGUUACCGUAUUUGGCUAAGGCGGUAGAUACAGAAGCCAAUGCAUCACCACCCUCUGCCAGAAAGCCAUCGACGACUGACUCGUCGGUUGUUGAAAGAACCUCCUCGAAUGUGAGUUCUCACAGUGCUGCUGCUGGAGCUGCUUCUUCCAAUGUUGGAAGCGUUCCCCACAAGAGUAUGAAUUUGAGUGAUUAUGCGACAUUGCAGCAGGGUGGCUCCAAUAUUGAUUCAAUGAGUAUUGAUGACACUAAUGACAGUUUUGAUCACAAUAAUACGAAAGAACAAAUGUCAGAUGAUGAUGCAUCCAAUGUUCAUGGUGAUGGCGACAUUUUAAGCUUGAAACUCACCUCUCCCAAUUCGAAAGAUAAGACGAGUACAAAGAACAAACGAACGAGUACAAAACCGUCGUUGGCAGUCAAAUCGUCGAACACACCAAAUGAAGGUGGUGCCAAUACUACUGCUUCUGAAGAGGAAAAGAAAAAGUGUAUCAUUAUGUAA